This is a messenger RNA of Ylistrum balloti, 2365 nucleotides long. RefSeq names its product growth hormone secretagogue receptor type 1-like. Gene Ontology annotation, biological process: G protein-coupled receptor signaling pathway. Gene Ontology annotation, molecular function: G protein-coupled receptor activity. Bases 230 to 1975 code for a protein of 581 amino acids. Gene Ontology annotation, cellular component: plasma membrane. The record is from RefSeq and is a predicted model, not a curated record. NCBI's taxonomy places the organism in Eukaryota, Metazoa, Mollusca, Bivalvia, Pectinida, Pectinidae. The transcript has 3 exons.
ACUACAGUUGUUGAGAAGUUUCUAAACAGCUCAGGAUUAACACGAAUUACAAAUACUUUUUUUUAUCUAAUGACUCAACGAGAAUGCUUGCGGUCCAAACACAAACAGUUUAGUAGUUGUUUGUAACGUCAUGCUGAUAACACUGAUUUAUAUCGUAUGUGCACCAAGGAUUGUGCAUUUUAUAAACAUGUGCUGCAGAUACUGACCAAGGAUACAGACGUACAACAGAAUGUCUACCUGGACAAUGUUUGACCCCCCGGACUACGUCUUCACAUCACCAACAUAUCCCGGGAGCAGUUCUCACAAUGAAACUUACAUAAAUACUACAGAUUUUAAUUUUAUAACCGGACAUGUCAACAAUUCGAAUGUGUCCACUGCUGACGUCACUUCUACGUCACCAACUGAGGAACUGCUCGCAGAAGUUAGUUCAUAUCUAUGGAAAAUUUUGUCUCCUGUAUUGUUCUUAGUCGGAAUAUUCGGCAACACAUUCAGUGUUAUCAUUUUAAGACGAAUGCGGUUUUUAAAGAAGCCAUCUUUGUUUUUCCUUGUCCCUCUUGCUUUCACAGACAUGACCGUUUUGUGUGUUGGACUCAGCCGAUACUGGGUCAAUGAAAUGUUUGAUUUUGAUCUCCGACUUAUUUCUCAAGCUGGGUGUAAAAUCAAUUUAUUUGUGAUAUACGUCUCUAUGCAGUUUUCGUCCUGGAUUUUAGUAUGUUUCACAUUUGAACGUUUCCUAAAAACCAAUUUCCCGUUUCGAUAUAUACGGGUUAUGACAGUGAAGAAGGAGAUUUUAGCUUUGAUAAUAAUAUUUUCAUUUCUUGUGUGUGUGGACGGCCAUCUCUUUUGGACCAAUGGAUUAACGACCAGGGAUGGAUCACUGGCUUGUUCAUCGUUAACAGAUGAAACAUUUCAUUUUGAUGAAUAUGUUUUCGUGUACAUAGAUUUUGUUUUUCUCUCCAUUUUGCCAGCAAUUUUGAUGUUUGUUAUGAACAUAUGCAUUGUUCGAGUCUACCGACGUUCAAUUGAAUAUUUAAAAACAUCUAGUAUUAGCACUAACGCCGCAUCCAACAGACAUAGGUACAGCAUCAAACUCACCAAGAUGGCUCUCGUCACCAACUCCUACUUUUUGUUUGCAACCUUACCGAUCUGUUUGUACUUUAUUGUGGAUUCCUAUACACAUACUGAUGACGCAGUAUUUAACGCCAAGAAGGAUUUAGCGUGGUCUGUGGUGUAUAUCUUACAGUUUUCUAAUUACACCAUGAACUUUUUUCUGUACGUCGCGGCCAACGACAAGUUUAGACUACACUUUUUCAGCAUUUUAAAGUGUCAACUUCCUAUAAGAUUUUCACGAAAAAGAAGCUCUGCUUAUAGUGCACAGAGUACAUCAACAUUUCGUAUUACAAGCGAGGAUUCAGAAACCAUGGCAGGAGGUUGUGAGAGGGAAGGGAACAAUAACCAAGUAUCUCCGUCAUCACAUCUCAAUUCUGUUACAACUUCUCGUACUGUGUCCGUACAUUCAUUGUCGGCGAAAAAAGACAAACCCUCUCCAACCUCAUUGUCAGUGAGGAUAGACAACCCCACUUCACCCUCAGCGACGAUCGACAAACCCUCUUUGUCCUCAGUGUCGGCGACGAUCGACAAACCCUCUUUGUCCUCAGUGUCGGCGACGAUCGACAAACCUUCUUUGCCUUCAGUGUCGGCGACGAUCGACAAACCCUCUUUGUCCUCAGUGUCGGCGACGAUCGACAAACCCUCUUUGUCCUCAGUGUCGGCGACGAUCGACAAACCUUCUUUGCCUUCAGUGUCGGCGACGAUCGACAAACCCUCUUUGUCCUCAGUGUCGUCAACGAUCGACAAACCUUCGGUGAGGAGGCGGGACAAAUCCAAACAAAUGUCUUGUGUACCCUGGUCAAAAAGAGUAAAACAUUUCAACAGUGCCGUUCCAAAUUUCUCUGUGUUGGAUGCAUCCGUUUAACGUUAACGCUGGAUUCCUCUGUGUGAAUAUGUGAUUGUGGGGAUGGAGGGGAGGGGGAUUUUAUAACAUAUGUCACAAUGUGAUAGUCAUGUCACCUGAUAACUACGUUUCGGACGCCUCAGAGAACCAGGACAAUUGAUCCUCUAGUCCUUAUGUAAAGAGCCCAAACUCCACAAAAAACCGCGGCUUGUUUAUCAUUUCAUCAUAUUGCUGAGUUUUACAUGUUAGUCAAUGGUUGGAUCUUAUCUCUACAGAUGACAUAGCAUUCCAUCCAGGAUGUUACAGAAUGAAUGUUUCAUGAAAGAGAGAAAUGAACUUGAAUGCAUAAUAGCCAAUUAUUCGAGAAAAGUGUUCAAUAUUAUAUUAACAUAUGAAAUGUAUUGCUUAUUA